This is a messenger RNA of Saccharomyces cerevisiae S288C, 1266 nucleotides long. It is a transcript of the gene SIL1, whose product is annotated as Sil1p. Lineage: Eukaryota; Fungi; Ascomycota; Saccharomycetes; Saccharomycetales; Saccharomycetaceae. The transcript has a single exon. The coding region runs from base 1 to 1266 and encodes 421 amino acids. The record is from RefSeq and is marked reviewed. Gene Ontology annotation, molecular function: adenyl-nucleotide exchange factor activity. Gene Ontology annotation, cellular component: endoplasmic reticulum lumen; endoplasmic reticulum.
AUGGUCCGGAUUCUUCCCAUAAUUUUGAGCGCCCUAUCUUCGAAAUUAGUGGCGAGUACAAUAUUGCAUUCAUCCAUACACUCAGUGCCAUCUGGAGGCGAAAUCAUAUCUGCAGAAGAUCUUAAAGAACUUGAAAUUUCAGGGAAUUCGAUCUGCGUUGAUAAUCGUUGCUAUCCUAAGAUAUUUGAACCAAGACACGAUUGGCAGCCCAUACUGCCAGGUCAAGAACUCCCCGGUGGUUUGGACAUUAGAAUAAACAUGGACACAGGUUUAAAAGAGGCAAAACUAAAUGAUGAGAAGAAUGUCGGUGAUAAUGGUAGCCAUGAGUUAAUUGUAUCUUCAGAAGACAUGAAAGCAUCGCCUGGUGACUAUGAAUUUUCCAGUGAUUUCAAAGAAAUGAGAAACAUCAUAGAUUCUAACCCGACUUUAUCUUCACAGGACAUUGCCAGAUUGGAGGAUAGUUUUGAUAGAAUAAUGGAAUUUGCGCAUGAUUACAAGCACGGCUACAAAAUUAUUACCCAUGAAUUCGCCCUCUUGGCCAACCUUAGUCUCAAUGAAAAUUUGCCGUUAACAUUGAGAGAGCUCAGUACUAGAGUCAUUACCAGCUGCUUGAGAAACAAUCCUCCUGUAGUCGAGUUCAUUAAUGAAAGUUUUCCAAAUUUUAAAAGCAAAAUCAUGGCCGCUCUGUCAAAUUUGAAUGAUUCUAACCACAGAUCCUCUAAUAUCCUAAUAAAAAGAUACUUGUCCAUUUUAAACGAAUUACCUGUCACAUCCGAAGAUCUUCCUAUAUACUCUACGGUUGUUUUACAAAAUGUAUAUGAAAGAAACAACAAGGACAAACAGUUACAAAUAAAAGUCCUGGAGUUGAUCAGCAAAAUUUUGAAGGCCGACAUGUACGAAAAUGACGAUACAAAUCUAAUUUUGUUCAAAAGAAAUGCUGAGAAUUGGUCGUCAAAUCUGCAAGAGUGGGCAAACGAGUUCCAAGAGAUGGUCCAGAACAAAAGUAUAGAUGAACUACAUACAAGAACGUUUUUUGACACCCUUUACAACUUGAAGAAAAUUUUCAAAAGUGACAUCACGAUCAACAAAGGGUUUUUGAAUUGGUUAGCGCAACAAUGUAAAGCCAGGCAAUCUAACUUGGACAAUGGGCUCCAAGAGAGAGAUACUGAACAAGACUCAUUUGAUAAGAAACUUAUCGACAGCAGACACUUGAUCUUUGGCAACCCCAUGGCUCAUAGAAUAAAAAAUUUCAGAGAUGAACUCUGA